AUGUUACUGGAGUUUGUGCUAAAACUUGUGGGUGCUGGAUCCCUCGGUUCCGGCAAGGGUCUGCCAUGUGCCAUGGUCAUUGCACCCUCACCGAGUCGUCUCCUUCUUAAUAAGCCUUGUAGCUUCGUUUUCCCGCAAUUCUACAAGAUGGCUUCGAACGAAGCUGAAUUCUACACAUUCGAUGCGCUGGAUAUCGAUGGGAACAACGUUUCCAUGGGGAAAUACAGUCAUCCCCGUUUUGCCUUUCAGGGGGAAUGUGGUCAUUGUCGCUUGACUAAGAAAAACUAUGCCCAGCUGCAAGAUCUGUAUACCAAAUAUAGCAGCCAGGGCCUUAGGAUUCUCGCCUUUCCCUGUAACCAAUUCCGCAAUCAGGAACCGGGAACCAACGCUGAAAUCAAGGAAGCCGCGCGAAACAAAUUUGGACUCACAUUCGACUUCUUCAGCAAGGUUGAUGUCAAUGGUCCCGAUGCCUUGCCCCUUUUUAUUUACCUCCAAAAGACUCUUAAGGGGACGCUCACCAAUAUAAAAUGGAACUUCACGAAGUUCCUCAUCGAUAGAAAUGGCAUCCCCUACAAGCGCUACUCCCCGACUACUGAUCCUGAGAUGUCUACAAAGGCGGUCAGUCCUCCUCGAAAUCUUCAUUCCCCCAAAACAAGUGGUGAUGUGUGUGCAUCCGUGUCUCCUAUGACAAAGUUGAUGGAAAGCCUGUUGGCCACAUUGACUUUCGAUGUUCUCUGCAAACUGGUAUACUUUGUGGAGAUGACACCGCCCACAUUUCCUCUUACCUAUUUCUCUUUCCUUCUCUUGUUGGAGGACUGA
Molecule: messenger RNA, 819 nt
Organism: Echinococcus granulosus
Lineage: Eukaryota; Metazoa; Platyhelminthes; Cestoda; Cyclophyllidea; Taeniidae
Product: Glutathione peroxidase
Exons: 9
Coding region: 1-819 (272 amino acids)
Biological process (GO): response to oxidative stress
Molecular function (GO): glutathione peroxidase activity
Source: RefSeq, a predicted model, not a curated record